Neoarius graeffei (lesser salmon catfish) is the source of this 2655-nucleotide messenger RNA. RefSeq names its product inka box actin regulator 2 (gene inka2). Bases 351 to 1550 code for a protein of 399 amino acids. Gene Ontology annotation, cellular component: nucleus. The record is from RefSeq and is a predicted model, not a curated record. Lineage: Eukaryota; Metazoa; Chordata; Actinopteri; Siluriformes; Ariidae. Gene Ontology annotation, molecular function: protein serine/threonine kinase inhibitor activity; protein kinase binding. The transcript has 2 exons.
ACACUGCUGGACUUUCCCAGAGUCUCACUGAGUGGUGAGGACUUGUUUCAGGCUUGAAUGCGAGGAGUAUUGGGUUGGAGAAAUGUCAGGUGAUGUCGCACGCAGCGCUGUGAGAGAUCUGCAUAAUUAAAUCACAGCUUGUGUGUGUGUGUGUGUAGUAAAUAUCCUGAGCUCGUGCUUUCACUUCACAGCUUUGUGGUGCUGAAAGAAGUCCUGAGGAGGCGCAGAAGGCGGCGAGGCGAACAUCGAUGCAGAGGUUUUCAUUGCCACGUAGAUGACUUCAGUUUCUAAAUAGGACAGUGUAUGGAAGUUUAAUACACACUUUAAUAAAUACUUAAUAUCUCGUUUGUAUGAUGGAGCGCGUGCCAGAGCGCAAAGAAAUGGACAAGUGCCUGAAAAGUUUAAAGCAGGAACUGAUCUCCAUGAGGGAGGCAGGCGAUGGUCUCCAGACUCAGAUGAACUCUAUGAUGGGAGCUUUGCAGGAGCUGAAACUCCUUAAGGUACAGACUGCUCUGGAACAACUUCAGAUCUCCUGCAAAGCCAGUCAACUUUAUCAACCCUCUCCUCACAGACCCAAGACCUCAGAUCCAGCACUUACACAUCAUCUGGACCAUAUCUCAAGAGGAAGCAUGGAAAACGAUACACGGAUUUUAGAACAGCCAAAAAAACAUAUCUUUACAAGAGAAUUGAGUCUGUCUGACCUAGACAUGGAACCCUCCAAAUUCCUCACCAGCUCCCCAUUUGAGAAACAAAGUCCACACCAUCUGCCUAGAAGGCAAGAACCUAGAGGAACCCACCACAGAGGCAGUCUGUGCAAUUCUGCUUCUUUCUCCAGUUCUGAGGAUGACAGCUUCUCUUCCUGUGAUUCUCAAGACAGCAUCCCUUUAUACAAUGCUGCAAGCCUUUCAACCUCAAGAUCCCCUUUUGAGGAGCGUCAGCCUUCAUUCCAUUCAGCCACAAUGGCUGAGCUCCAAGGACUAAUGAACACACUUUCACGGGAAGGGCCCUCUAUCGACAGUGAUUUUUCUCAAUUCGACACAGAUGACUCCAGUGACUGGACGUCCUCUCUGAUGAAUCAAAGCCGAAACAGGCAGCCACUAGUGUUAGGAGACAAUGUCUUAGCUGAUUUAGUGGGUAACUGGUUGGAACUGCCCGAACUGGAAAGCCAAAUAUCUGGUGAGACAAAGAGUACAGGAAGGAUUGCUGAAGCAUCUCAGCAUCCACUACGACUCAGCUGCUCUCAGGAGUUCUGUAGACGACUUUCUCUAACCACCAACAUCUUCAAAAAGGUCUUGCGCAGCAUUCGACCUGGCCGGGAGAAACUUCUAAAGGAGAAACCAGGCUGGUUACACCUAGAAAACGAGGAGGAAACCAUCUUUAAAAGAGCAAAGAAAAACAGUAAAGGGUCCAAACUGAAAGAUAGUGUGUACAAACCCUUCUGGACAAGAACGGGUGGAUCAAGAGGGAAAAGCACACCAAAACCAGACAAUACAGAGAUCAAAAGUUCAAAAGGGCCAAAAUUUGAUUAUAGCUCUGCAGUCUGGGUUUAAGAGCAAUUCAUAUAAACACUGAUAAUCACAGGUGCAAAAACAGAGGACUUACUGAACAACAAAUACACGUGGAAUUACAGCAAAUUAGAACUAAAGUUAAGACAAUUCUCAGGACUUAUUCAAAAUUUAGAAGCCAAUAAUGAAGACAUGCCCAGUGUGCAACAGAGAGGGGUUUGUUUAACUCUCUUUCUGUCUCAUCAUCAACCUUGUUGUCCUGAAAGUAAAGGUAACCACUGGUUUUCAGAAAACGACAGAUCCACAAGGCUCCAGCUCAAGCAUGUAAUUACCAUUACUGUAAAUUCCUUUAACUGAAUCAUCCAUGUAGAUUAUAUACCUUGUCUUUGAGUAAGAAUAAUGCAUACAAUGGGCUCAACCUAGUACAUAACUGAAAAAUGCAAGUACAACACGACUUUUUUUGGUUAAGGUAAUUUUGGGGCAAAACAAGCUGUCUAUCCCUGAUGAGUCAAAUCAACUAGUCUCAAUCUGUACAUUGAUUGUCUGCCUAUUUAGAUAAAUCAAUAAGGUAGGAGUGUCCAGGUGUCAGUCAAAAUCAAGUGCUGAAUACCCCAGAAAAAAUAAAGUAUCUAAAUACCUUUGUACUUCUCAUAUAAGAAACCAAAAUGUUCUCAUACAGAACUGUAACAAUAGAAUAAAUUAUGAAAUGUUUGUAACAUAUGAACAUGUUGAUGUUCUAUAAUGCUUUUUCACUGAUGAUGUUCCAUAUACUUUAUGUUCUUCUUUUCUUAAAAAUGUAUGCCAAACAUAAUUCCUAUAUGAGCACACUGACCCAAUUAAUAUGCACAAUUAUUGGAAGACAGCACAGAUAUGAUCAACUGAUCAAUUGAAAUAAGGUUAUAUAUCAGGUCGAAUAUUCACUCAGAACUAAGUAAUGUUUAUUUGAACAUCUGAAAUCCAUUCACUCUUUGGGAAUGUCCAAGCUUUAGUAUGAACAUGAAAAUGCUUGCCAUUAAAUCUUGAGUGUUUUUUUUCCUAUAAGUAUUUUAUAUAAUGGCCAAGGAGCUUCUUUUUCAAAUCUUCUUCUUCAAAUCAGUUCAUGCUACUAUUGAUAAUAUAAUCACUCUUCAUUAAAAGUGUUCUAUGCAAA